AUGGACUUGGGGAAGUUUUGUGAACAUUUGGCUGACCACAAAUACUUGAAUGAGUCGUUGAUUAGCGAAAAGGAGUUCAACAUUACGGUGAUACCACCCGAUGCUCUUGCGUUGAAGUUGUCAAGUGGCAAGUUAUCAGCAGUUGAGACAGUGAUAGCCUUUAUCAAAAAGCAUCUUGUGGUGAACAAUUGCACUGAGGUACCAGCACUGCUUGAAAAUGAGUUUAAUGCUGCUUUUGCAAUGGCAGGGUUCUUGGAUUGUUAUUACAAAAGUACAGGAAACACCUUGGGCCCACUACAUGGAUUACCAAUUAGCAGAGAACAACUUGAUGGUGUCAAACACGCAAGUAAUGAAUAUGAUAAAUAUGAUGAAUUUGAUGAUGAUGAUGUUUUGGACGCUUUGGGUAGCAUUCCCUUGAGUAUCGUCUUCCACGCAACCCUAGCACCCAUUAGCCGUCCAAAAACUAGUAUUGAAGGAGUAAGAACGCGUUGCGGUGCAACUAGAAACUUGGCAGUACACUCAGGUGUUUAG
Molecule: messenger RNA, 531 nt
Organism: Lodderomyces theae
Lineage: Eukaryota; Fungi; Ascomycota; Pichiomycetes; Serinales; Debaryomycetaceae
Exons: 1
Coding region: 1-531 (176 amino acids)
Source: RefSeq, a predicted model, not a curated record